Heterotrigona itama is the source of this 509-nucleotide messenger RNA. Lineage: Eukaryota; Metazoa; Arthropoda; Insecta; Hymenoptera; Apidae. The record is from the annotation of a GenBank genome assembly.
AUGGCUGGAAGUCGACGGAGCGUGUGUGCACUCUUCCAGGUCAAAGUUCACGCACGGUUGAGCACCAAACAGAAAGAAAGAAAAGAAACCAGAGGAUUGCUGUCUGUAUCUCUAACAGAACACAUGAACCCCAAGAACAUAGGCCCGACAAGGAUAUUCCAGAAUGAUCUCAAAAUAUUGAUCGUCCACUGAGGAGCAAAAAAACUGACCAGUCAGUUGCUGGGAAAACCAGGCGUUGCUUCUGGCACCUCGCAGUCCCGUUGUUCCACACUGUAUUAAUUAACACUGUCAUAAAUUCUCAUGUUAUGGGAAGAGACGAAAAGAAGUUUCUCGCUUUGUCGGCCCAGCAUCAUUAGGGUCGGCCCACCACACCAUCCGUUCCCCACCCAGAAUCCCUGUUCUAUUUCACACGAGUUGACAUGCUACUGGCAUCGAGAAAGAUGCAUUAGGGUCGAACGGAAAUGGAUAUUAGAAAACGUCGGAUUCGAGACGUUUUUUUUUUUUUUUUU